Fusarium coffeatum is the source of this 4359-nucleotide messenger RNA. RefSeq lists its product as uncharacterized. Gene Ontology annotation, molecular function: protein binding; glycosyltransferase activity. Lineage: Eukaryota; Fungi; Ascomycota; Sordariomycetes; Hypocreales; Nectriaceae. The transcript has 7 exons. Bases 1 to 4359 code for a protein of 1452 amino acids. The record is from RefSeq and is a predicted model, not a curated record. Gene Ontology annotation, biological process: protein O-linked glycosylation.
AUGUUUCAAUUCCCCCCUCCUGCGGUGACGCCGCCGCAGUCGAACCUCGAUGCAAAUACCAUGUUUCCGAAUAACGACUCCUCCUCCUUCAACGAUCACCACCUCCGCAAUAUCGCAUCGCCCUCUGCUCUUUACCCGCCACGCCAAGAACAUCACCUCCGACGAAAGACCCCGAACGGAACCAUCGACGCUGGUUAUGACGGAUCACCAUCGCCGUUUUCGCAUGGCCCUCCACCCCCAAAACAUCUAUUCCAACCUCGAUCGGCAACUGCGACAGCGUUCCCUCCCACUGGCCCGUCAAUACACCGACCUCACUUCAACACCGGUAUAGAACCUCAUCAUCCAUCCUCAGCUGGCAACAAAGGAUUCGGCGACAAUCUGCAAGCACAUACCAGGUCCUCCAGCUGGGCUUAUGGGGGUGAUACGGCAUCACACCAUGGCGCUUUUCCCGGUAAUCAUUAUGGCUUGCAUCAAGCCGACGGGCAUUUUAAUCCAUAUGGCCAACCUGAGAUGCCCGGGGGGGUUCCCAACGCUUAUCAACCAGUAAUAAGAGCUCACGAGUACAAUGUCAGAGCAUUCUGUCCACCACCGGUUGUCAUGAACGAAUCGCUGCCCUUCGGUCAGCCGCCCUGGGGUUUUCACGCUCAGGCUGGCGUCGUUCCAAAUCAUGUUCAACAACAGGGCAUUCGUCCAUUUCAACACCAUGCUAUCCCUGGGAUCGCGCAACGGUCUUCUUUUCCUCCUACUGUUGGGGCAGAUCCCCAAGGCCAUGCCGGCUAUGACUUGGGUAUGCCCAGGCAAUCCUAUCAUGCGCCUGCUCCUAUAAGCAGUCAGCAAGGUUUUAGGGAAAAGAUGCUGUUACAAGCACAUAAGGUUUAUGUUGACCUUCUAGCGUACACGCAAGCUGUUCGAAAACCACUUUCGACAAAAAGCGCAAGUGGAAACAACACCUCGCCGAGGCUUCUUGUUUACCCCAAACCACCGAAGCCAUCAUCGAGGAUCUCAGACGCGUCUAUUGGACACGAAGAUACGAAUUUCAAGCUUUCUCAAGAAAUUGGACAGUAUCAAAGCUAUGGCAAUAGAAGGCAUACAACCCAUAACUUCCAUGGGUCUUCUAACAAUUACUUGCCCAUGGGAAAUCCGACCCCAUUCGCAGCAGCCAAGUCUACGUUGGAUGUCCUCAGUAACCUCUGCGAGCAGAGCAGCUGGGGGUGGAUAGAUGAGGCACUGGAAUGGUUUUCAAGAAUCAUUGCCCUUGACUCGAGCGAUGUCGAGGCUAUCACAAACAAAGCCGCCACUCUUUAUUGCCUCAGCCGUCAAGAUGAGGCCGAAAAACAUUGGAUUCGGGCUGUCGAAGUUCGCCCUAGUUACCUAGAAGCCGUUGAGCAUCUAGUUGGUUUGUUAUACAAAAAGCGUAGUAGAGAAGCCGUUGAAAUCAUCGACCAUGUUCAGCGUGCUUUGAGAAUAUCUUCGGUGCAAGACCAGCGAAAUGCGCCUCAGGGGCUUCAUGGUCAAGUAGCGAAGACUCCCGGUUUCGCGUCAAGUGGUUACGCCUUACCCGCAAAAGAGAAUGGACGUAUACUAGCUUUGAUACACGCCAAGGGAACCAUGCUAUACAGUCUCAAAGAAGUCAACAAAGCAUCAGAAGCCUUUGAAGAGGCCGUAUUGAUCAGCGUAGGUCGCCGGAUGACUGGCAUACAGGAUCUUGUUCGUCAGAUUCAAACAGCGUUAUCGCCAAACGAAAGUCAGGGUCCAAGCAGCUAUACCACACGACCGUUAUUACUUCCUCCUGAGCGCGCUCGUCAUACUGCACAAUUGGUUUUUGGCGGUAACGGAGCCCUACCAGGACUGCAGCAUGUGGCAGAAGGCUCGACUAAACGAGCAGCUGUACAGACCACGAGUAACUCACUGCUAUCACUGGCGAAGAUAUUUCAAGAUUCUUUGUCAACCGGACAAGGAGCCCCGAAUAUCUUACGACGCCCCUCAGGGGUUGAGGAUAUCUUGGCGUUAUACUAUCUGUCCUUGUCCCUUCAAGAGAGUCCUUCUACGGCCAACAAUGUCGGCAUUCUCCUCGCUGGAGUACAACAAGCUGCAUCCAACCCACCAAAGCCAAAUGCCGAUGUUUUUUCUCAUCCAAACAUUCCAGGGAUUGUGCCAGGAAGCGGACUGGCUUUGGCUUUGGCGUAUUACCACUAUGGCUUGCGUCUGGACCCCAAGCAUGUGCAUCUACAUACUAAUCUGGGUAGCUUGCUCAAGGACAUCGGUCAAUUAGAUCUUGCUAUCCAGAUGUAUGAACAGGCUGUGUCGUGCGACGGGACCUUCGAUAUCGCCCUGACAAAUCUAGCCAAUGCUGUCAAGGACAGAGGCCGCAUUAACGACGCAAUCUCGUACUACAAAAGGGCUGUCAACUCGAAUCCCGAAUUUGCUGAGGCUGUGUGCGGUCUGUCUACAGCCCUGAAUUCUGUUUGUGACUGGAGAGGCCGAGGCGGCGUCAUGCUCAAAGGCGGGAAAUAUGAUCGAUGGCAUGUUGAUGAUCAAGGAUUGCUCAUUGAUGCUAAGGCUCUUGGGCAUGAGGAUGGUCUUGUCAACCGUGUCGUUCGCAUCAUUAAUCGUCAGCUAAACGAAGCAUCGCAUUGGGGGCGUGGUAUUCUUGACGAAAGGCGCAUUGCUGUAUUUGCACAACAGAUCCAGGAUCUGGGCAUAGGCACAUCCCAGGAGGUUGAAAAGGGUCUGAGAAAUUGGAGUAACAAGCCAUGGGAGGGCUCACGCAUCGUUCGUUUGAUAGAGCGCGCGACCCGGGCCACACAAUGGAAGUGGUACCAUGACCGUCACGAUGGUAGCCAAGCAGCUACUCGGUACACUCGCCUUCGUCUGCCCAACGGGCUUACAGUGCCUUCAGCGCCUACGGUCUUGCCCUUUCAUACUUUUACCUGUCCCCUAUCAGCAAAAGACAUACGAACAAUCUCUCAGCGUAACGGAAUUCGAAUCUCCUGCUCUACAUUGCGAUUACCUUGGUUACCCACGACGGUCUACCGCCCACCACCUCCUCCAAGGCCUCAUCUCAACAUUGGAUAUGUAUCAUCGGAUUUCAACAACCACCCUUUGGCUCAUCUAAUGCAAUCCGUAUUUGGAUUCCAUGAUCCUCAACGUGCGCGCGCCUUUUGCUACGCUACAACGGCAAGCGAUCGAUCUGUGCACCGACAGCAGAUCGAACGUGAGGCGCCUGUUUUCCGUGAUGCCAGCAGUUGGCCUGCGGACAGGCUUGUUGAACAGAUUGUCAAAGAUGAGAUUCACAUCCUUGUAAACCUAAAUGGCUAUACACGAGGAGCUCGCAAUGAGAUCUUUGCUGCGCGGCCUGCGCCAGUCCAGAUGUCUUUCAUGGGCUUCGCCGGUACAUUGGGGGCCGAAUGGUGCGAUUACAUCCUAGCAGACAGCACUGCUAUCCCACCCGAAACCCUACGACCCUGGCGUGGUAACUCCACUGUCGCUGAUGUACUCAAGGAUGAGACAGAGGGUGAAGAGGAGGAUUGGAUGUACUCGGAGAACAUCAUAUUCUGCCGAGAUACCUUUUUCUGCUGCGAUCAUGCCCAAUCGUGUGAUGAAGGCGAACGUUUGAUUACCUGGGAACAAGAACAGCAACGUCGCUGGAAGAUGCGGAAAGAAUUAUUUCCUGCUUUGGCUGAUGACAUUAUAAUAAUGGGCAACUUCAACCAGCUGUAUAAAAUUGAACCUACAACAUUCAGAACAUGGUUACGGAUCCUGGCACAGGUUCCGAAGGCGGUGAUAUGGCUUCUUCGGUUUCCUGAAUUGGGAGAGGCCAACCUGCGGCGGACAGCAAAGGCAUGGGCUGGACCCGAAGUUGCGAGUCGCUUGGUCUUCACGGACGUCGCGCCAAAAAGUCAACAUAUUUCGAGGGCUCGAGUAUGCGAUUUGUUUCUCGACACACCCGAGUGCAAUGCUCAUACAACAGCGGCAGACGUUCUCUGGUCGAGCACGCCGUUGCUUACGCUUCCCCGUUAUCCGUACAAGAUGUGCUCCCGAAUGGCGGCAUCAAUUCUUAAGGGUGCCCUGCCAAAAUCAGAUGAAGGGCGACAGGCUGCAACAGAGCUAAUUGCCGACAACGAAGAGGAAUACGAACGCCGAGCAGUCCAACUUGCUACCGAGCUCAGUUACACCAUUUCAGCGGACGGCUAUGGCCAAGGAGAAGGUCGGCUGGCUGAAAUACGCAAGCUGCUGUGGGAAAGUAAGUGGCAUUGUGGGCUGUUCGACACAAGAAGAUGGGUCAGUGAUGUCGAGACGGCAUACGAGGAAGCAUGGCGACGAUGGGUCGCAGGUGAAACUGGGGAUAUUCACCUAUGA